Molecule: messenger RNA, 2032 nt
Organism: Aphis gossypii (cotton aphid)
Lineage: Eukaryota; Metazoa; Arthropoda; Insecta; Hemiptera; Aphididae
Product: aurora kinase C-like
Exons: 2
Coding region: 404-1333 (309 amino acids)
Biological process (GO): regulation of cytokinesis; protein phosphorylation; mitotic spindle organization
Cellular component (GO): spindle midzone; spindle pole centrosome; spindle microtubule
Molecular function (GO): ATP binding; protein kinase activity
Source: RefSeq, a predicted model, not a curated record
UGGCUGCAAACUCAAAUCAUGGUCAAACGGCUUUUUCGUUAAAUCGUUUAUUUAUUUAUUUUUUUCAUUAUUAUUAUUAUUUAUUCAAAUAUUCAACCGUCGUCCGUUUAUACUUUAUAGUGGUUUCACAAAUCACAAUUCUCAUUAAUCGGACUAUUUGGAGACAAUUUCGGACUUCCACUUUCCACAAGAGCAAGUGUGCAAGACGUUACUACUUGAGCAGUGAGCACUAUCAUCAUUCACUAAUUUUUAACCACCUACUUACUGAGUAAUGAGCUACAAGCGUGCGAAUAGAACGUUGUGACAAAAUCAACCUAAGAAUCCGAAAAUUCAAAGAAAGAAACACAAAGUAUCUCACAAUUUGACACAGUUUGUAUUUUUGUUAAUCCUCAAUUAUAUUAUAAUGGCUGUGGUUGGAGUAAACCAUAAAAUUGAAUCUCAAAAUGAAGUUGUCCAACACAUAGAAAAAACUAUGAAAGAAAUUUAUUCUAAACGACCAAAAAAUCAUCAGUGGAAACUAAGUGAUUUUGAAAUUGGAACACCUCUUGGUCGUGGGAAAUUUGGUCGUGUAUAUCUUGCUCGAGAAAAAAAUACAGAAUAUAUGGUUGCUUUAAAAAUGAUGUUUAAAUCAGAAUUAGUAAAAGAUCAUAUGGAACAUCAAGUACGACGAGAAAUUGAAAUUCAAACACAUCUUAGUCACCCCAAUAUUCUAAAAAUGCUGACUUAUUUUUGGGACGAGAAGAAAAUAUAUUUGAUUUUAGAAUUUGCCCAAGAAGGUGAAUUAUUUAAAGUGUUGAACUCGCAGCCACGUAAACGGUUUGAUGAACCAACAGCUGCAUAUUAUUUACGACAAGUAGCUGAUGCUUUAAGGUAUUGUCAUUCGCAAAGUGUUAUUCAUAGAGAUAUAAAACCAGAAAAUCUCCUAUUGUUUAGUCAUCAUGUUAUUAAGUUGGCAGAUUUUGGAUGGUCUGUCCAUGCACCAUCCAAAUGUCGAAACACAAUGUGUGGCACUAUAGAUUAUUUACCACCAGAGAUGGUCGACUCUCAAACAUAUAAUGAAUAUGUUGAUAAUUGGUGUUUAGGAGUGCUGUGCUAUGAAUUCUUGUGUGGGUCACCACCAUUUGAGAGCUCAGAACAGGCAGAGACUUUUAGAAAAAUUCGUGCUGUGAUGUAUGGUUUCAAACCUCAUAUGAGUGAAAGCGCUAGAAAUUUAAUUUCAAAGCUUCUAGUUAAAGUUCCAAAAUCUAGAUUACCACUAACUGAUGUUAUUGAACACCCGUGGAUUAAAACAAAUAGUGAAAUAUUUACUAAAACUAAACUACAAUUAAAAUAGUUUUACUAAUUAUUAUUCAACAUUUUAUUGUAUUUGUUUAAUAAAAAAAAAGUAAUAUUAUUUUCAAACUUAUUAAUAUUAAUUGUACAUAGAAUAAUGUAUUGAUAACAUCUGUUACUAUUGUAAAAAUUGUAUAUACAUAUUAAUUUUAUUACUACUAUUUUUUUUUUUAUGACGUCUAUUUUGAUACUUUAAUAGUUAAUUUAAUUAAAUUGUCCAUUAAAAUUAUUGAAAUUUCAAUAAAAGUGUAAUUGUCCACUUUAAUUUUUAUUCUAUUUCUGUUCAAAAUGUUUGAAUAUAGUGAAACCUUGAGAACUCAAAGGAAUGCCUUAUCCCCUGCUUUACAAUACCUCUAUAUUUUAUAUAUUUUCUGUGAGUUUGACUUUUCGAUAACUCAAAUUUUUUUUUUGCCCCCAACCGAUUUGAGUUAUUGAGGUUCCACUGUACAUAGUUUUUGAGAUAACCUAGCAAUAUGGUCCCAUAUGUGUUGGAUUAACAAGACUUACCGUAUUUUUUAUAAUAUAUUGCAUUAUAUUAUGAAAUAUUUUGUAAUAUUCAAGUGUUUUAAUACAUUUAUAACAAUUUAAUAUUUGUUUUAACUAAUUUUGUAUAAAUAUGUAUGAAAAUCGUACGUUAUUUGUUUUAUAAAAUAACAUUGAUUACCCAAAAAAAAAAAAUAAAACAUUUAAAUUACUAAAA